UUCUUUAAGUUUCUUCCUUUAAAAAAAGUAGGGCAGUCAAAAUUAUCGCGUUAACAAGAGGUAAUUAAUUUUUUAAAUUAAUCACGUUAAAAUAUUUGACGCAAUUAACGCACUUGCCCAGCUAGGACAGAUUUAAAUGACAGAAGAGUGAAAGGACCACUUGUUCAUUGUGUUUUGCGGAGUUUUGCUGCCCUCUGCUGGUGCUUGGGUGCGACUGAUUUUAUAGGCUUCAGCACCCAGGAGCAUUGUAGUUGUGACCAUGCGUUGCCUGGCUGCUCGGGUCAACUAUAAGACCCUCAUUGUCAUCUGCGCACUUUUCACACUUAUCACUGUGUUGCUGUGGAAUCGUUGCUCAAGUAACACCUCCCUACGAUUUUUACCCCGAGCUGCUUUGGUGGCACCAAGUCCCAGGGAGGCAGACAUCAGCUUGGGCAGCCAACAACACCCUCCACAACCUCCAGAACCCCCACCUGUUGUUGGAGGAACCAAAUAUGAUGAAAUUGACUGCCUGAUCAAUGAUGAAUCCACGAUCAAAGGCAGACGUGAGGGUGGUGAGAUCUAUAUGCCCUUCAGUUGGAUGGAAAAAUACUUUGAGGUGUAUGGAAAAGUGGUACAGUAUGAUGGCUAUGAUCGCUUUGAGUUUCAGCAUAGUUACUCAAAGGUCUAUGCACAACGGGAGCCGUAUCACCCAGAUGGCGUCUUUAUGUCAUUUGAGGGCUAUAAUGUGGAGGUCCGUGACAGAGUCAAGUGCAUAAGUGGAGUUGAAGGUGUGCCUCUGUCUACUCAGUGGGGUCCUCAGGGUUACUUCUAUGCCAUCCAAAUUGCCCAGUAUGGCUUGAGUCAUUAUAGCAAAAACCUGACAGAGCGGCCACCCCACCUGGUGGUUUAUGAUACAGCCGAGGAGAGAGAUAGCAGGGCCAGCAUGGCAAUGUGGAGUGUGCCAAAGGGCUGCAGUCUCACCCGUGUUCAGGACAAAAGCCGUGCUUCCUCAGUUCGUCAGUUCAGUACUCCAGAGUCAUUGGAGGCAGUGUCACUCCCUCUAGAUAACACCAAAGACUUCAUCCUCAGCUUGGACAUUAAAUUCACCUCCAACGGCAGCUUGUCUGUGAUCCUCGACACUACAGAAAAAGGCUCCCCUUUUACCAUUCGCUAUGUUACCAAUACUCAACUCAUCGCCUGCAAAGAUCGUCAAAUCACCUAUGGCAUAGGUCCGCGGACCACAUGGAGCACCCUGACACGCGACCUCGUCACAGACUUGAGAAAAGGCGUUGGUUUAUCUAACACCAAGGCUGUGAAAGCCACUAAGAUCAUGCCCAAGCGAGUCGUGCGAUUACUCUUACAAGGAAGGGGAUUUGUUGACAACAUCACUGUCUCUACCACUGCCCACAUGGCUGCCUUCUUUGCUGCCAGCGACUGGCUAAGACGCAACCAGGACGAACAUGGCGGGUGGCCCAUCAUGGUCACACGUAAAUUGGGAGAAGGUUUCCGGCCACUAGACCCUGGCUGGUACUCUGCAAUGGCCCAGGGUCAGGCUAUGUCCACCCUUGUUAGAGCCUACCUACUCACCAAGGAUCAGGCUUACCUCAAUGCUGCGCUGAAGGCAGUUGGACCCUAUAAGGUGCCGUCAGCGCAGCACGGGGUCAAGGCUGUAUUUAUGAACAAAUAUGACUGGUAUGAAGAGUAUCCCACCUCACCUAGUUCCUUUGUCCUCAACGGCUUCAUCUACUCCCUGCUGGGACUCUACGAUUUGAGCGAGACAGCCGGUGAGAAGCUCGGCAAGGAGGCAGGGCAGCUGUUCAGCCGUGGCAUGGAGUCGCUGAAGGCCAUGCUGCCUUUCUUUGACACAGGGUCAGGGAGCAUCUAUGACCUACGUCACUUCAUGUUGGGCACUGCGCCCAACUUGGCUCGCUGGGACUAUCACACCACGCACAUUAACCAGCUCCAACUGCUGGCAUCAAUAGAUAACUCUCCCAUCUUCAAGGAUGUGGUGAAGCGCUGGAAAAGCUACUUGAAAGGGAAUCGUGCUAAGCACAACUAGACAGACUUUGAUUCAGUGUGUGAAUUGAUGGUUGAUGACUGAAUGUGAAGAGCUUCUAGUGUGUGUGUCUGGGUGCAUUGCGGUGUAUAGUAUAUUUUCUAAUCCUAAAGAAUGUUUAAAUAGCUGCAGCUUUGAACAUUAGAACAUGUGUGCUCUGUUACAGGAGUUGUGUUCCCUGCAGCACUAAUUGUAGCACACAUUUUUAUUUGGGGGCAAGAGUUUGUAAUGCACAGACUUAGUUUCUGUUUACAUUCAUAUUUAAUUGUUUUUCUGCUUUGUUUUUGGGAACAGAUUUUAGGUCAUGUUAAAUGGUAGGCUCAGUUCUACAAUCAUUCACUAAUCUCCUUAGAUUUAUUUUUUUAAAUUGAAUCCCAAAUAUACCUAAAAGUAACUGUAAAUAUUUUAUAAUAUAUUAAAACAUGUUUGCAAGCGGACAUUUCCAAUAAGGAAUUCUAUCUUAACAUAUGCAUUACAAUUCUGCACUCAAACAAGAAUACAAAUAAGACGCUUUGGAUUACAAUUUGUUUUCACUAGUCCAUUGCAGUUUACGGGAACUAGACUUAUAUUAACACUAGUUUUGUGCUCAAGACCGCAUUCUCCGGGACCAAGACUUUUGGGAGUUGGGACUAAGACAAGCCCAGGACUAAAACAAACCGGUAUGAGACAAACAUUAUAAGAAUCCAUUGAAAAAAAUAUAUAUUAUAUUUUCAUGUUAAGGUUACAGUCAUUUAUAAGGAAGGUGGACUGUUAGUAGCACAAAAAGUAAACGUAUUAUUAUUACAGGUAGUUCCCGGGUUACGACAUACCCGACUUAGGUGAUUUCGACUGUACGACGCCGAAGUCUCGUCCGCUAUUUUGUCUCCAGUCGUGUAUUUUUUUUUCUUUAUGUUGACUUUUGUUUUUGUUAUGCAUGCUUUUAUUUUGGCGCAGAAAGCAUGGAACAGGUAGUACUUCCACACGCGAGUAAGAGCGCAUGUACACAUGUAAAAUGUAUUUGCGCGUACAAAGAAGAGCGCGCGCACACACAAAGAAUUCGCGCGGCUGUGUGGGGGGGAAGAAAGCCCGCGUGCACAUUUGUUGCUUGUGAAGCAUACAGAGAGGCAACAUUAGUAUAUAACACCUUUCGUACUGUUUAUUGUGCAUUUUCAAUUGUGGUCGAAUACUUGAGGAGAGUUUAUGUGAUUGUUUUUUAUGAUGUGCGGACGCUUACUGAUACAUGCUAAUUGUUUGUGUGGAUUGUUGUUGCUGUAUCAGCAGCUAGUUAUGCAAUUUUGAAUUGCUGUUAUUGAAGAGGAAACUAAUUUCAUUGUUAUUUUAGUUUCAUUCUGCAAGUGUUGAUUUCAUGAGCAGCUGAAUAAAUUCAGCAAACCACACGGACGUCUGACAUCGUUAUUCCGGAGCUUAGCCCGCUGUCUAGCUAGGACUUCAACGUCUUGGUGAGGAAGGUACAAUGACAUAAAAUACACUUUUGGAUAGUUCUUUUGAGAUGUAGGGGUAUUUAAAGGGUUUAGUCCGACUUACACGGAAAUUUGAGUUACUUCGCCAGCGUUGUAACGGAACUCGUUCAUAACCCAGGGACUACCUGCAUUAUUAGUUUACAAAGUGUUUUUCCUUUAAAUCACAGUAAUGUAGUUGAAUUGCUAGUCUUGAUAUGCCCUGUCGGCCUGUCCGUGAUUGACAAAAGACUAUGACUUGAUAAUCAAUACAAGACUCUCAAAAUGUAUUUUCGAGACUUAAGACCGGUCUUUAGUGGCAACACGAAUUAACACAAUGCUGCUACAGACACAAUGGUUGGACUUUAUUUGAAAACAUGUUAGCAGAUAUGUGUGUAAGGUCUAGUUUGAAUUCCUGAUGUUCAAUGAAAGCAGCGUGCAACAUGGUGAAAAAAGAAAAACUUGUGUGAAUUACCGUAAUUUCCCGAAUAUAAGGCGCACCCGUGUAUAAUGCGCACCCCAAAUUUACUUGUAAAAUUUGGGGGAAAUUAUUGUACCCGUUUAUAACGCGCACCCUAAUUUUAGCACCAAUAAAUAGAAGAAUACAAGAAAACAGAGCUCGUGUACAGAUACAGAGAUGUCAUUUUACUGACUGGUGAAACACAGCACAAGCAUAGCACAUUGGUAGUUCAAAACAUUACCGUAAACUGACAAUAUUUACGGUAAUAAUAUGAUUUGACAACUUCUCCAACUUACCAGAAUCUAGGAGAAAACAAAAAGGAUGUGACUUUUCUUUUAAAGGGUGCUGUAUAACUUGCUCGUUUCCUCAUGAUGAAUAAAUGUUUCUUCCAUGGAUUGAUACGGUAAAACUACUGAACUAUUGUUAUUUGGGUUUGAGUUUCCCGAGGGACCGAUAUAGUUGACGGACACAGGAAGUGUGUGUCCUUACAUUUGUUAUGCUCCGAAUUGUGGAGCUGCAAUAAACGUCGACUCAAAUGAGUUCAAGAAACUAAAUUCUGUGCUUUAUGAAGAGUGAAAAAAGCAGAAUUUAACACAGACGAAAUCACUCGGCCGAUUAGUGUGAAGUAUUACCGAAACAAAAUGGUGGCGUCACGUACCGUAAUGGUCCGCAACGGGUCGCCGCAUACGUUUCUUCAACACAACGUGGCCGUGUCAAUGAAAAAAAAUCGGUUUAUAUAUAUACUAUAUGUAAUACAUAUAUAUUUCUGUCUCCAUCCAUGUACCCGUUUAUAAUGCGCACCAUGAGUUUACAAGUUGAUUUUGGGGGAAAAAAGUGCACGUUAUAUUCGGGAAAUUACGGUAAUCUAUUUUAGAAAUGGUAUCUUCUCAACAUAAAUACUAUUGUGGCUCUUUCCUUUACAGUUUACAGGAUAAAAAAGAUGCUUUUCACUCCAUCCCCACAAAGGAGAUAAAAGGCAAGGUUAAUGGAGAAACUAUAUUGACUAAAUGGCUACAGUUUUAUACAUGUGAGGGUGGGAAGUAACCGCUAAUUAAGCUUAUUAAUUAAGCUUGUUUUAGCAUGAUUUCAAAUCCGUCGAUGUACUUAAUAAUAUAUGCUUAUAAUAAUAUAUAUACUAUUAAUAAUAGUGUAAUAUUUACUUUUGAAUAUGGGCAGGUUUCAGCUAGUUUUUCCACACAGUCGAAGCUGUUAAAGUGAGGUCGGUUCUCAGUAUUUUGUCGAUUCCUUAAUAUCCUUAAUUCCUUAAUAAAUUCCUAGCAAUCAAAUUGACAGCUUUUUUUUUUUUUUUUUUUUUUAAAGAGGGUUUUCGUGCAUUUCCUCUCUUUGCAACAUAAGAUUUUUAUUGGGCAGUUGGAGUUUGUUUUUUCUGAGAGUGCCUCAUUCAUUAUUUCAGUAUGAAUCGUGCAUUCUGUUUCCCAGUGUAGUUUUAUUUAGACAAUUUAAAUAUUUAAACAAUAUAGUGUGAGGCGACUCAAUAACAGGCUUAAACAGAUUUACCCAUUGCAUCACUCUUUGAAAUCUCAGUGAGUAGCGAAAACGUCAUGUAGGAUGAGUCAGCAAGGGACAUUCUUGCAGUGUAUUUUCAUUUUGAAGUAAAGUAGCCAGUAAUCAAGCUGUGCUUUCAACUACAACGACUCGGAAACAAAGUUUAUUUAAAAAUUGAACUAAAUACAGUGGUACUUCUACAUACGAAUUUAAGCCAUUCCAGGACCUAGUUUGUAAGUCGAAAUGGUCACAUGUCGAGUGGGAUUUUCCUAUAAAAAUUCAAUUAGUUCCACAGCCAAAAAACUAUGCUAAAUCCUUAAUAAAUACUGCUGGUACAAUUAAAAAUAGCAAUUACACAUAGGAAAACAAACGAAUUCCAAAUACAAAUCGGUAUGAUAAUAAUGUAACGAAAAGGGUUCUAACGUCGCAGUUGUGUUUUGCAUGCUGUUCCUGAACGCACAGUGUAACUGACAACAGAGUGAGAGGUGCAGAAAAGUGGGACAUUCUUACUUCCUAUUUUCAUAUUGUUAUUGGCAUCGGUUAUGGCGGACAGUAGCUGUGUUGUGUUGCACAAAUUCUAAAAUAAAUGAUUAAAAGCCUAAUGAAGCUGGUGACUUCCCUCCCAGUGUUACAAUAAUAAUAAUUGUCACCUUAACUUUUAAAGACUGGCGAAGGGUGGUCGGAGGAGAACCGUAGAGAUCGUAGACGUAUUCCGGCCAUAUUGUCUAGGCAAUUCACUGACGUGCACACCACGCUCAUAUAUUCUGUCAUUUCCAUUUUAAUUUCAAUGGUAAGUGUCACCUUUUUUCACUGCUUGCACUAACCUUCUUGGGGCCCAUGUUUCUCUCACAAGAAAGUCCACCGUGCGUCCGUCGUGCGGGAAAGCAAAUUGCGACGCUUUCAUAAAUCGUCAUAUUUUGAGCAUGUCGUCAUAUGUCGAGACAAAUAACGAGUCAAAUGUUACGUCGGAUGUCGAAAGGAUCGUAUGUCAAGGUAUCACUGUAAAUAUAUUGUUUCGACUAUGAUCAAAACCAAGACCAUGCACCAAACUGAUAUCAAUAUAGCAAAAAGGCAUCGAUACUUGUAUCUUAGGUAGAAAGGGCAAUGUAACUUGUGACGUAAUAAUGUUGCACUAUUUUGCCAAGGAUAUCACAGUACAGUUGUAAUGAUCCCUAUUUUCAGGACUCCCGAAAACUAUGAAACUGAAAAUAUGGAUGGAAAAUAAUUUUGUUAAUAAAUGCUGAGUACUGCAUGUAGAAGCUUGAGAUCUCUUUACCACCACCAACACCCCCCCCCACCCAGUAAAAUUGCAUUUUCACAAAAAAAAAAAAAAUCAAAAUAUUGCUUAUACAUUUCACAUUGAAGUGUUCAUAAUUUAAAGUUGGAAAAUGUACUCACCCAAUUUUGACCUCUGUGAAUCAGACAAGUCCUUCACGCUAAUUAGCUCACAUCGUUUGAUUAAUUCAACCUGAACCAAGGGUUUCAGUAUGAAGUUUAUUAUAACAAAGUUAGGACGAUUCACUUGGUUUUUGACAGCAUCAAUUUGAGCAAAAUGAACAAAAUGUGGAUGUUGCUCUCUGGAUGUUGCAUUGGUUACAUCACAAGGAUUAGCGAAAAACAAAACAUGAAUGUAAAUGUUUGAAAGGCAACAUCGUAAAAGAUAAUUGGUUGUUUAGUUACAAACUAUCGACAGUAAACAGAUGGUAGUUUUAUUAAGUGUGAAAUAUGUAACGUGAUAUGCAGAUUUAUACCGUGUGUUAAAAAAAAAACAUUUUGUUAUGAAAUUUGUUUAAAAUCCCACACAUUUGAAAGAUACAUUUCUAUCCACAAAUGGUAUUGUGGUCCCAUUACUCUGGUAUUAUGAAUACCGCCCAAGAUUGUGAACCGACCAUCUAAGUUAGACACAAUGAUGUAACUAUGGGGAUUAGUUUGGUACAAGUUGUCAUAAAAGACCUCUGACCUUUCUACACGUAUUCUAGCUGCAUUGUUUGCUAAAUGAAAUUGCUAAAAAGAAAAAAAAAUCUAUGAAUGCUGGAACUUUUUAAUAUUUCUUUCCCAGGAUUUGUUCUUGCCACUUUUUUUUUGUUUGUUUUUUUGUUUUUUUUUAAUACCAAAGUUGCAAUGUAGAGAAUAUUUAAAUGUGUAUAUUUUUGUGCAAAACCUUAAGCAUUUCAUGAAUUCAGUCAUCUUGGAAAUGUAUUCCAUGUGACUGUGCCUUUCAACUACCAACGGCUGUGCAGAUUCUAGUAAAACUUUGCUCUUCUGUUUUAAACAGGAAUGGGCAGAUAUCUGCACACUCUCUUCAAUUUUAGUUUGUAUUUACAUUUUCAAGUGGGUACGGGACGGGUUAUCUCUUUUUGUCUUUGUUUUAAAUGACAUACAGAAGAUUUUCAAUAUUUUUGCCUUGCAGACAAAAGCACAAGUUACAUUUGAGAUGUUUUUAUGUUUUCUUUAUUUUUGGCUCUACAUAUUAUUUCUCCGACAUGAGGUGCAAACAUCUAAAGAUAAAAGCAGCUAUUUUUCAGUGUGUCAUCACUAUACAACUAUAUUUUUCAUCAUUCUUCCCCCACACUAUCUAUUUGCAUAAUGGCCAUUGAGUCAAUGUAAUUUAUGCAAUAAAAUGUUAACUUUUGUUGUUUCACUACCUGAGACUGGGAGUGGUUGUACAGACGUGACAGUUGAAGCACAGUGUGCAAAUGCUACCAUUUUUAGUGACAUAGAGAUGUUUAUACACAAAGUAAAACUUUGUGCUUUAAAACUAGCUUUUUCAAAAAUGUAAAAGGAAAAAAAGAAAUAAAGGCAUUUUCUUAAUCUUGUGUGGUGGCUGAAAA
Corythoichthys intestinalis (scribbled pipefish) is the source of this 8268-nucleotide messenger RNA. It is a transcript of the gene glceb, whose product is annotated as glucuronic acid epimerase b. The record is from RefSeq and is a predicted model, not a curated record. Gene Ontology annotation, biological process: heparan sulfate proteoglycan biosynthetic process. NCBI's taxonomy places the organism in Eukaryota, Metazoa, Chordata, Actinopteri, Syngnathiformes, Syngnathidae. Gene Ontology annotation, cellular component: Golgi apparatus. The transcript is spliced from 5 exons. Bases 260 to 2038 code for a protein of 592 amino acids. Gene Ontology annotation, molecular function: heparosan-N-sulfate-glucuronate 5-epimerase activity.